AUGAUCUCAGCGGCUUUCUUGAUUGGUGUUUUGCUGUGCAGUAAUCAUAUCCAGGUGGCUUUGGUAACCAGUGAUUCUUGUAGCGCCUCCACUCAUGGUAUAACUGGUACAUGUAGGUCUGCCUGCCGUUCUGGUUGGAUACCAUGGAGAGGUGCAUGCUACUGGCUGGCAAAGGAUCACUUCAACUGGUUUGAUGCCAGAGAUGCGUGUCGUAAGAUGGGAGGUUCACUGGCAGCACCGCGGUCUGAAGAAGAAAACGUCUUUGUUGCUGGAAUCAUACAAGAAGGAGGAGAAAGCCGAGUUUGGAUCAACUGCGAUGACCUGGAAAGGGAAGAUGACUGGAAAUGCAGCAAUGAUGAAGUGGAGUCUCACUACUUCAACUGGAAUCACGGAGAGCCCAAUAAUGCAAGAGAAGAUGAACACUGUGCCAUGGUCCUUUCUGGAAGAUGGUCUGCCUGCCGUUCUGGUUGGAUACCAUGGAGAGGUGCAUGCUACUGGCUGGCAAAGGAUCACUUCAACUGGUUCGAUGCCAGAGAUGCGUGUCGUAAGAUGGGAGGUUUCCUGGCAGCACCACGGUCUGAAGAAGAAAAUGACUUUGUCACUGGAAUCAUACAAGAUGGAGGAGAAGGCCGAGUUUGGAUCAACUGCAAUGACCUAGGAAGGGAAGCCAGCCACAUCUGUUCUGUAACUAUGUUCUCAGCGGCUUUCUUAAUUGUUGCUCUGCUGUGCACUAAUCAUAUUCAGGUGGCUUUGGCUACCAGUGAUUCUUGUAGUGCCUCCACUCAUGGUAUAACUGGUAGGUCUGUGUGCCGUUCUGGUUGGAUACCAUGGAAAGGUGCAUGCUACUUGCUGGUAAAGGAUCGUUUCAACUGGUUUGAUGCCAGAGAUGCGUGUCGUAAGAUGGGAGGUUCACUGGCAGCACAGCGGUCUGAAGAAGAAAAUGACUUUGUCACUGGAAUCAUACAAGAAGGAGGAGAAGGCCGAGUUUGGAUCAACUGCAAUGACCUAGAAAGGGAAGGUGACUGGAAAUGCAGCCAUGAUGGAGUGGAAUCUCACUACUUCAACUGGAAUCUAGGAGAGCCCAGUAAUGCAAGAGAAGACUGUGUCAUGAUACACUUCUCUGGAGGUUGGGCUGAUGCCUUUUGUUCAAAAAAGUAUCUUGUUCUUUGCAAGUCUUUUCAAACAACCCUGCAUCUAUAUUAAAACAAUCUUGAGUUAUCAAUUCAAGUUUGAUGAUUUUUUUUUUUACAUUAUUUCCAUUUAAACACUGGUUCAGUGCUAUAACUCUUGGUAUGGAACAAACCCAAUUCCUUUUUUUGUAAAGAAUCAGAAUAAAUAUUCAAUAUGUUUGGAAUACAGAAACAAGAGUAUCAGUCAUAUACAUAUACAAUUCUAUAAAUUAAGAAUGUCUUUAUCAAUCCAAACUGGAGGAAGUAAAAAAUUAAGAAAUCAGUGAUAUGAUCUGUGAAAUUUGUAGCUUUUAAUGUUCUCGUAUUGUAUACAAACAAUGUACAUAAUGUAGCCAACAGUGCUAAUGUUAAUUACCUUGUUCAGAAAGUUGUGAUUUGCUUUUACACUGUAAUCAAAAUACAUCAAUCAUACCAAAAUAAAUUAGCCCUUC
This is a messenger RNA of Patiria miniata (bat star), 1621 nucleotides long. RefSeq names its product C-type mannose receptor 2-like. The coding region runs from base 1 to 1203 and encodes 400 amino acids. NCBI's taxonomy places the organism in Eukaryota, Metazoa, Echinodermata, Asteroidea, Valvatida, Asterinidae. The record is from RefSeq and is a predicted model, not a curated record. The transcript has 3 exons.